Molecule: messenger RNA, 948 nt
Organism: Thecamonas trahens ATCC 50062
Lineage: Eukaryota; Apusomonadida; Apusomonadidae
Exons: 2
Coding region: 1-948 (315 amino acids)
Biological process (GO): protein ubiquitination
Cellular component (GO): nucleus
Molecular function (GO): protein binding; ubiquitin protein ligase activity
Source: RefSeq, a predicted model, not a curated record
AUGCGCGAGAUAUACGGCGAGGAGGCGGCUGACGAGAUGGAGGCGGUGCUGGCCAUCUACCCGCCGAGCGAGGUGCGGGUAGCGUGGGCGGCGAGCGACGGGGCCACCGCCCGCUACCUCUGCACCAUCACCCCGCCGUCGGGCAUGGACGCGCGGAGGGUGUUUGUGCGAGUCGGGCUCGAGCUCGCUCUCCCGCACGGGUACCCUGAGGCCGGGCAGGCGCAGGUUGCUUUUGGCGAGCUCCGCGGUGUCGACGACAGUGUCGCCGCCGCUCUGCUCUGCCAGCUGCAAGAGGUUGUGGCCGAUGAGCUCGAGGGUCUGCCGGUCGUCUUUCGGCUUGUCGAGAUGGCCAAGGAGGAGCUGGCCGAGCACUCACUCCCGUUUGGCGUCUGCCCGAUCUGCCUAUGCGCCUUUGACGACGUCGAUCUUGAGCCCAUUGCGCCUGAUGCGACGGCGCUCGGCAUCGCCAAGGCCGCCUGCUGGCACACCUUUCACGCAGCGUGCCUGGCCAACUAUGCAGCGCAUGGGCCAGAGGCGCGGCCGUUCUGCGCCGCCAUGGAUGUGGCGCUGUUUGAGCCAAGCUCCUUUGCCGACUGGCUUUCAACGUCUGCCGAGGAACUGACUUGCCCGGUCUGCCGGGCGCUUGUCGGCGCAGACUUGGUGAUCGAGUAUGGAGCGCUCGUUCGCGCGGCAUGCAGCGGGCGGUUUGACUCACUCGCUGUCGCCCGCUACGAGUGGGAAGCCGAGCGUGGCUCGGCGGCCCGGACCGACGAGGCACAGCCUGUCCACGCUGACGUGGGCGUGGUCAACGUCUUUGGCUCGGUCACCACCCUCAAUGCCACAUCGGUGGCCGAGGCGGUGGCCGAAACGGCAGCCGAGCCCGCAAAUAGCAGCGCGCGGCGGCGGGCGUGGCCGGGGACGCGAGCAACGUGGGGCAUCGGGCAGUAG